Messenger RNA from Fraxinus pennsylvanica, 1128 nucleotides. The record is from the annotation of a GenBank genome assembly. NCBI's taxonomy places the organism in Eukaryota, Viridiplantae, Streptophyta, Magnoliopsida, Lamiales, Oleaceae.
AUGGAGGAAAUUUUGUGUGAGCUUGAAAGAGAUGACAUUAAUGAACAAGGAUUGCCACCAGGUUUCAGAUUUCACCCCACUGAUGAGGAACUGAUAACAUUUUAUCUUGCUUCAAAGGUUUUCAAUGGAAGCUUCUGUGGAGUGAACAUUGCUGAAGUUGACCUCAACAGAUGUGAGCCUUGGGAACUUCCAGAUGUGGCGAAAAUGGGAGAAAGGGAGUGGUAUUUCUUCAGCUUAAGAGACAGGAAAUACCCAACUGGAUUAAGAACAAACCGAGCAACUGGUGCAGGAUAUUGGAAAGCUACAGGAAAAGAUAGAGAAGUGUACAGUAGUGGAUCAAGUGGUGCACUUCUUGGGCUGAAGAAAACCCUUGUUUUCUACAGAGGAAGAGCCCCAAGAGGGGAGAAAACUAAGUGGGUCAUGCAUGAAUACCGCCUUGACGGAGACUUCUCCUGCCGUCACACAUGCAAGGAGGAAUGGGUGAUUUGCAGGAUUUUGCACAAAAUAGUGGAGAAGAAAAAUCCAGCACUGUACCAAAAUUACUGCAUUACCGCCUCUUCUUCUUCUUCACCUAUUACUACUGCCACUGGUUCUUGUUCAUUGCCUCCAUUGCUUGAACCACCACUACCAGGACUGUCAGAAUCGCAGUGUCAAUAUCCAAUGCAAACACUCCAAAAUCAAAACCCAUUUCUGAUUCAUCGUCGCCAAGAAAAUUAUCUCAAAUCUCUGAUAAAUCCGGUUGUUUCUCAAUGCGAUAUCUUCCCCUUAAAUAUCCCUUCUUUUUCACCCACUCCAAAUCCAAACUCAGCGGCUGCAACAGACCAAGAUUCAGUCCUGUUCAAGUCUUUUCUCACGCAUGAAGAAUGCACUUUGAAAGGACUCAACAAUUUUUUUGUCAAACAGCAUGACGAGGCAUUUGCUGCUGCUGCUGCUAAUAUGCAAUGGGGGGAGAAGAUUCCUGAAAGCACUGCCUAUCAGAAUCCUUUGCUUUUUGGCGGAAUUGAAGCCCAAUUAGCUGCUAAUGCUACUACAAUCGAUGAUUUCAAGUUCAACAGACAGGGUUUUCAGAUGGUGCUAGAUCAUCCUGAAGAUUCUUGGCCUAUGGAUCAUUAUAAAUCUUCUAUAUAA